AUGUCGCAAACCGCCUUGCGAAUAGCAGUGUUCUCAAGACCGCCAGAAGUGUAUUUGAAUGGGGGCAACCCGUCGAUUGGCUUCCUGGAACUCGUCAACUCACUGCAUUCGCGAGCAGAUGGGUUCCUCGAGCAGCUUGAGUCAGCAACUGACGAUUUUGUUCCUUGGGCCCCAGAUUUCACGUUCUUCAGCCCUGAUCUUAUCGCUGGUGAGGUCAAUCUAUCGAAACUCUAUGCCCAGAGUUUUCCCGCUCCAACCAAGCUCUCGUUCCGCCAGACCGACCAGGUGGAUGACCACGCUGAGCAAGUGCACGAGUUUCUGCUGCGCAACGCCGAUCUGAUAGUCGGUUCGUUGAAGGCCGGUCCCAAACCGCUCGAGGAGCUGCUGCGGCUGGAGGGACUGGUCUACGAGGGGGCGGAAGGGCUUGCCGACUUCACGGGUGUCUACUCCUACCCCGAGGUCUUCGAGGUGGGCGAGCAAAGUAUUCGCGUCGUGCAUCAGGACGAGCUGAUCGAAGUAUCUCCGGACAGCUCUGUUCUGGUCACCAGCAAUCCGAUUCUGUCUCUGGAGGUAGCUGAUGUCCCUAUAGGCUGCGGCCGCUCAAGA
Molecule: messenger RNA, 606 nt
Organism: Mesorhabditis spiculigera
Lineage: Eukaryota; Metazoa; Nematoda; Chromadorea; Rhabditida; Rhabditidae
Source: the annotation of a GenBank genome assembly